Oldenlandia corymbosa var. corymbosa is the source of this 3840-nucleotide messenger RNA. The record is from the annotation of a GenBank genome assembly. Lineage: Eukaryota; Viridiplantae; Streptophyta; Magnoliopsida; Gentianales; Rubiaceae.
AAAUUAUUAUGAUGAAUAUCUCAUACUAGUAAAUAGAAUGAUGAUUUCUAAUAAUAUUUUUUGUUUUCUGAAUUUUUUAUAUCAAAUUUAAUGAGCAAAAAUUGAGCUAAAAUACUUCUAUGAAGUAUUGCCAUUUCGGAUUAAGUAUCUUUUAUUUUCUGAUUCCAAUAAAUGGAAAUGACCUCAUUACUUCAUAAUUGUAGGGGGAAUAUAUUGUUUUCUUCUUCAUCUUUGUGUAUUGAGUUGUCAAUAUAUUUUGAAAGUGACCAAAAUGGUGUGAAAACAACAGGUAUUGGGAUAUGGAUGGGCUGGAUUGUUAAGGAAAUAUGUGGUGGAGCCAGCCCACAUGUGGUGGCCGAGUACCCUUGUUCAGGUCUCCCUUUUCCGGUUAGUAUCCCUUAUUUUCCCCAUACUCCGGCGGCCCCUGUUUUUGACCUUUUUUUUUUAUUAGAGUUUCCACCUUAUAAAUUUUUCUUCCUAACUUUAUAUUUCGAAUUUUAAGUGUCGGACACUAAGUGCAUAAUAAUAUACUUCUCAAAGACUACCUUAAUCACUUGAAUUUUGAGUAUUGUGUAUUAACUUUUACACUUUUUUACCACUUGAAGUGGAAAAGUUCGAUGGAGGCUUCUUAUAUUGAUUUGCACAAUCAUAAUCACGGGUCUUAAGGUCUAAAAGGAAUUAUAAUAUGUAGAUUCGAAAUUGAAGAAUCUUUGGGGCAGUAAAAGUUACAAUUACACGUGUAUUGUGAGUUGUGACUGAAAAGUAGUGAAAAGGAAGGGAUCUUCUGCCCAAUGGCCAACUUGUCACUUGUUAGCUGCCUCUCUGCUCAACUUGAGUAAGCUGUAAAGUAUAUACUAGAUACUACAUUUCAAGGUCAAACCAAGAAGGAUGGACAAUGUGAAACCUUUGAUUUUUUGAUAAAUUAAAUUUUAAAGCUAAUAUAGUUGACUUAUAAAUUCCAAUGGAAGAAUUUGUAACCAAAUAAUAAUUAGUAGUUGUCUAUGACGUUAACUCUUGACUAAUCAGAAAGAGAAGAUAAGUCUUGAUACCACAAAGUUCGAAAUUCAAUUCUUUUUCCAUAGAGAGCGGUUUUGUCCCACUUGAGAUUGAAUUUUCAAUUCAAAGUGUAAAAUAUAAACUGGCUAAAGUAUGAGGUCACGCAGACGGCAACAUAACGUGUUCAGACGGAAAAAGAGGGGAUAACUCAUAGCAGUACUAGUUUGAUUCUGGACCAAAUACAAAGGACAAAAUCAUAUGGAUUGUUUUGUGGUGAACCAUUGUUUCUUUUAUUUGACAAAUGUAAAGGAUAUGUUUGGAUUGUUUUUUAAUGUGUGUUUUUAGGUGUUUUUUCUACCGAGAAUGUAAAAAAAUAUACUGAAAAUGUAAAAAAGUAGGUUAAGAUGGGACAGUUAUUAAUAUUUGAUUAUGAAAAAACUCAGUAAAAAACAAACCAAACAGAAAGACCAAUUGUGAGACACAAAACAGAAUGGGGACUGUAACUUCUUCUCUUUGUGGUCAUCCCAUCACAUGUUGUCACAGUGUCGGGUAGAAGCUACUGAAAUCACCCAAGGAGAUUAAAAUCUCACCUUACAUUCAUCUGCAGGGCUCUACAUGAAAGAGAUGAGAACAAGGGGUUGUCGAGGGCAAAAUUUUUCGUGAUUGCAUUGAUUUGCAGCUUUUCGUGGUACGUUGUUCCGGGAUACCUCUUCUCAACUCUCACAAGCAUCGCAUGGAUUUGUUGGGCGUUUCCCAAGUCGGUCACUGCCCAGCAACUUGGAUCUGGGAUGAGGGGACUUGGCGUCGGAGCUUUGACAUUGGAUUGGUCUGCGGUAGCAUCCUUCUUGUUCAGCCCCCUCAUCAGUCCUUUCUUCUCCAUAGUCAAUGUGUUCGCGGGAUACGUGCUGAUCAUCUACGUUGUCAUCCCCAUUGCAUACUGGGGGAUUGAUUCAUACGACGCCACAAAGUUUCCCAUAUUCUCGUCACACCUGUUCACAGCCCAGGGUAAAAGAUAUGACAUUACUGCAAUAGUAAAUGACAAGUUCGAGCUAGAUAUAGAUAAGUACAAUCAGCAAGGAAGGAUACAUCUAAGUAUGUUCUUCGCUCUAACCUAUGGUUUUGGUUUUGCGACCAUAGCCUCCACUCUUUCACACGUGGCCUUUUUCUACGGGAGGUAAUACUCUUUCAAAUACUACUUUAAUCACCUGAUGGAUGGGUAAUAAACAUCUUUUAAUUAUGCUAAAGAGUUCAGAUCACAAAGCAAUCUGUGUGUCCUGCAGGGAGAUUUAUGAAAGAUUCCGGGCCUCAUACAAGGAAAAGGAAGAUGUACACACAAGACUCAUGAGGAGAUACAAGGACAUACCUUCCUGGUGGUUUUACAUCUUGCUUGCCCUCACAAUUUUUGUCUCUCUAAUCCUCUGCAUUUUCUUGAACAAUCAAGUUCAAAUGCCAUGGUGGGGGCUACUAUUUGCCAGUGCCUUAGCCUUCGGCUUCACACUUCCAAUCAGCAUCAUAACUGCAACAACAAAUCAGACACCAGGGCUGAACAUUAUAACAGAGUACUUGAUGGGCAUCAUAUUACCAGGAAGACCAAUAGCAAAUGUGUGCUUCAAAGUAUAUGGCUACAUGAGCAUGGCGCAGGCUGUUUCUUUCCUCAGCGAUUUUAAGCUGGGUCAUUACAUGAAGAUUCCUCCACGAUCAAUGUUCUUGGUACAGUUCAUAGGAACAGUGAUAGCUGGAACUAUCAAUGUCGCCGUUGCAUGGUGGCUGCUGCAUUCCAUCAACAACAUAUGCCAGGAUGACCUUCUUCCACCAAACAGUCCAUGGACUUGUCCUGGAGAUAGGGUUUUCUUUGAUGCCUCGGUUAUAUGGGGUUUGGUUGGACCUAAAAGGAUUUUCGGAUCUCAAGGAAACUAUAGUGGUAUGAAUUGGUUCUUUCUUGGAGGGGCUGUAGGACCUUUCAUCGUUUGGCUCUUGCAUAAGGCCUUCCCAAAGCAAUCUUGGAUUCCUCUAAUUAACCUCCCAGUACUCUUGGGAGCAACAGGUGCCAUGCCACCAGCAACACCACUGAAUUACAAUGCCUGGGUCAUUGUUGGUACUAUAUUUAACUUUUUCAUCUUCCGCUACCGAAAGAAGUGGUGGCAAAGAUACAACUAUAUUCUUUCAGCUGCUCUCGAUGCUGGGGUAGCUUUCAUGGCAGUAGCACUAUACUUUACUCUAGGAAUGGAGAACAAGGGAAUUACUUGGUGGGGCAAUGACGGGGAACAUUGUGAUUUAGCAACAUGUCCGACAGCCAAAGGCAUACAAGUCGACGGUUGUCCUCUGCGAUAAUAUAUAGGCACUUAUACUCUAGGUUCUAGCAUCUUCAUUAGCAGUCUCAAAUUUGUAACAGAACGUACGGCUGGUUGCAUUUCCCAUUAACCAGCAUAUGGUUAUUGUCUUUUUGUAUACAACUUUAAAACUCUGAUGCUAAGCACCUUCUAUGAAAGUUCAAUAGCAAAUGUUACUUAUACAAGGAAAGAAACAUAUUCUUCAGCUUUGUACAGUUAAUUUUUUUGGAGCUUUUUGAUUUGCAAAUCUUUUGGCACCAAAUUCUGCAAGAAACUAACAUAUUAAAGACUUUUUCAAUAGUCAAGAUGAAUGAUGGUAUUAUAUACACUUCAUUUGGUACUCAAUUAAGGAGAUUUCAUGGAAACUGAUAAAACCUAUUGAAAAGCUGACAAAUAUACCAAAGUAGGGAAUUCCCAGAAAACACUUUUGGACUUGCCUGCUGGUUGCCAAUGUGCUUGAAGAUACAUCAAUGACUAGAAUUGGUUAUUUGUUUUCAGCAAGCCAAUGAUGCUG